UCGCCCACACAUCUACCGCCGGUCUGAGAUUUUCCGUCGAAGCUAGGAUCCUCCGUUACCAUUGGCCUCUGCUCUUCUGAUGUAUAGAAAGCUCUCUUUGUUUCCCAGAGCAAAUUAUGCUCGCGACGAAUGUCGCUCUUCCUAUAAAAGAGUCCUGAGGAAUCUCAGCACUGCUGUUGAAAGGUUAGGUUUUUCAAACUCUAACGAAUAUCGACUCGAGGAUUCGUCAUAUAUCUCCAGUGACAUAAACCCUAGAGCAGGGUUUAACAGAAAUGAAGUAAGUGAAAGUGUUGGUGUUCAGACACAGACUCAGAGCUGGAGUUCGAAUUCAUGGCAGGUCCAGUCUCGGAACCUCAAUUCCAACAGCACUUACUGGACAAGCUCUGAUUAUAGAAACGGUGGAUCUUAUUCUUGGCAAUCAGGUAAUUAUAACGAGAUUGAAGAAAUGGUUAAAGAAUUUGAUUCGCAAUGCGAACAAAAUUUUCUCAAACGGGCUCUUGAGUCUAUGGAAUCAUUGGAGAGUAUGGGGCAUUUCUUGGAUUUAGCUAGGCUCUUACGGUUAGCACAGUUAUGUGGAGAACACAACGAUUUUCAAGAAGCCAAGGUCUCUCUUCACGGGAAGAUCCGAGCUUUGGUUUACCAUUCAGAUGCAAACUAUUUGAAGUAUUAUACAGACCUUGUGAUUGAGGAGUUUGAUGCGUUUUGCAGACAAGGGAAUGUUAAAAUGGCCAUGAGUAGUAUUGAUUCGUUGGCUAUUUUGAGUUAUGUUGUGGAUUUACCUAGGCUUUUACGAUUAGCGAAGCUGUGUGGGGAAGUAGAGGCUUCACAAGAAGCCAAGGUUGUUCAUGGGAAGAUUAGUUCAUUGGGUUGCGUUUUAGAUGCGACUUCUUAUCACUUGUUGAUAGAAAUGUACUCCGACUGUGGGCUGAUGAAUAAAGCGUCUUGUGUUUUUGAGGAAAUGCCUGAGAAGAAUCUGGAGACUUGGUGCAUUAUGAUAAGAUGUUUGGCGAAGAAUGGACUAGGAGAAGACGCUAUUGAUAUGUUUACUCGUUUCAAAAACGAAGGAAACAAACCUGACGGUCGACUGUUCAGAGGUGUGUUCUAUGCAUGUGGGUUGCUAGGUGAUGUUGAUGAAGGGUUAUUGCACUUUAGGUCAAUGUUCAAAGACUAUGGCAUCAUCCCUACCAUGGAGGACUAUGUAAGUAUCGUUGAGAUGUUUGCGUUACCAGGAUUAUUAGAUGAGGCUUUAGCAUUUGUUGAGAGAAUCCCCGGGGAGCCAAGUGUUGAUGUGUGGGAAACAUUGAUGAAUCUUUCUCGAGUACAUGGGGAUCUAGAGCUUGGAAAUCGGUGUGCUGAGAUUGUUGAUGAGUUAGAUCCUACACGGUUGGACCAACAGUCAAGAGACGGUUAUCUUCCGGUUAAAGAAUCAGAUGUUGAGAAAGCCAGUCUGAAGAAAAGAUCAGGGUUUCAUGCUCUCGCCGGAAACCCGACUAAUAGGGUGCAUGAAUAUAAGGCUGGGGAUACUAAUCUACCUGAGAACGAUGAACUUUUACAGCUAUUGAGAAACUUAAGGACUCAUUCGGUAGAAAGGGGAUAUGUUUGUCUCACAAAAAUGUCUUUGCAUGAUGUAGACGAAGAGAGUAAAGAGAAUGCACUUCUUGGUCAUAGCGAGAGAAUAGCUUUUGCUCGUGCUCUUCUCAGCACUGGACCUCGUCAUCAAUUCACGAUCAUCAAAAACCUUCGUGUGUGUAUUGAUUGUCAUAACUCGUUGAAGAUUAUGGCAGAUAUAGUUGGUAGAACUGUGGUCAUGCGAGAUGGAAAGAGAUUCCACCAUCUCAAAGAAGGAAAAUGCAGCUGCAAUGACUAUUGGUGAUUAACGAAUAGACAUGAGGAUGGAAAAACGUAAAGCAACAGAGACAGACUUGCAUCAAAAGCAGCAACUUUCCACUAUACUAGAUCAAUCUCAGUUUCUAUCAGCUAUGUCGUGUUGUGUUCAAAAGAAAAAAAAAUCAGCUAUGUCGUGAAUGCUAUAUUAUUCUUGUUGUGGAUAAUAUAUCAACAUGUUUCUGGCUUUUCAUGUUGUCACUUGCUCAAUUAAACAUGUAAAAGAGAUAGUGUUGGAUACGUUUAUUCUGAAGAAAAAUUUACUAUGAUA
Messenger RNA from Eruca vesicaria subsp. sativa (arugula), 2155 nucleotides. The record is from the annotation of a GenBank genome assembly. NCBI's taxonomy places the organism in Eukaryota, Viridiplantae, Streptophyta, Magnoliopsida, Brassicales, Brassicaceae.